Molecule: messenger RNA, 1329 nt
Organism: Lotus japonicus
Lineage: Eukaryota; Viridiplantae; Streptophyta; Magnoliopsida; Fabales; Fabaceae
Product: SPX domain-containing protein 4
Exons: 3
Coding region: 153-1082 (309 amino acids)
Biological process (GO): cellular response to phosphate starvation
Source: RefSeq, a predicted model, not a curated record
CCUCACUACAUUCCAUUUUACUAUUUCUGAACAAUCAAAUAUUCUAGAUUCCUCCGAAUCUUGAACACACUGUCUUUCUCUCUCUCUGAAAUAUCCUCAAAUAUGCAAAGCUAAAUUCCAAUCAUUGAGCUGCUUUCAAUUCCACAGCGGCGAUGAAAUUCGGGAAGGAAUUCAAGACCCAUUUGGAAGAAACCAUCCCUGAGUGGAGGGACAAGUUCCUCUGUUACAAGCCAUUGAAGAAGCUCCUCAAGCACCAUCAUCUACCCACCACUGUUGCACCACCCCUUGACCUCCAUCUUCAUCUUUUUCAACAACCCAUUUCACCACACCUUCUGCAGGCUUGGUUUCUUCGGAUUCUCAACCAAGAGCUUGAAAAAUUCAAUGAUUUCUACGUUGAUAAAGAGGAAGAGUUUGUCAUCCGCUUCCAGGAGCUGAAAGAGAGAAUUGAGCGUCUUAAAGAUAAAAGCUACCAACGUGAAAUGUACACUUUUGACUAUGAAUUUAGUGAAGAAAUGAUGGAAAUCAGGAAGGACUUGGUCACCAUCCAUGGAGAGAUGGUGCUCCUAAAAAAUUACAGUUCCUUAAACUUUGCAGGAUUAAUUAAAAUUUUGAAGAAGUAUGAUAAAAGAACUGGUGGACUGUUGCAGUUGCCUUUUACACAGCUUGUUCUCCGUCAACCUUUUUUCACUACUGAGCCUCUCACGCGGCUAGUUCAUGAAUGCGAGGAAAAUCUUGAACUACUCUUUCCGCUAGAAGCAGAAGUAGUUCAAUCUACUUCCCUUCCAGAACAUGAGUCUCGACCAGCGGUAGAUAAUGCGACAAAUGCCUUACCUGAGACAUCCUCAAAUCUUGGGGAUGAACCUAUGUAUCUAUAUCGCAGCACUCUUGCUGCUAUGAGAGCCAUAAAGGGUCUUCAGAAAGCAAGCUCCACCUGCAAUCGAUUUUCAUUUUCUUCCCUCUUAAGAAACCAAGAUGCUGAUAGUACUGGUGCUGUAACUGCUGAAAACUCUGCAGCAAAUUCUCCAGAUACCUUGCAGAAUGAGGAAAGUGCUAGUAAAGAGGAAUUCGACCCUAAACCCUAAACGAAACAGUAUCUCUUUACUCGCGCAAAACAAUAAAUCAAACAUAAAUAAUGUACUUUCUUUAACUUCGAAAGUAAUACUUGAACACUGUCUCUUCCCCCCCAUAACUUCUAUACUUUGUUUGCUUCCUUGUAACACUUGCUGUUUAAAGGUUUUGAAUUGUGAUUGUAAUUUGUAAGUGGUGACAUUAAUAUACAACAACUUAGGAGUAACAUGAGGUAUACUGAUUUAGCAUAACUUCAGAAUA